Molecule: messenger RNA, 732 nt
Organism: Phlebotomus papatasi
Lineage: Eukaryota; Metazoa; Arthropoda; Insecta; Diptera; Psychodidae
Gene: Csl4
Product: exosome complex component CSL4
Exons: 3
Coding region: 77-694 (205 amino acids)
Biological process (GO): RNA processing
Cellular component (GO): cytoplasm; nuclear exosome (RNase complex)
Molecular function (GO): RNA binding
Source: RefSeq, a predicted model, not a curated record
AAUGCGCUGUAAGUACGCAGAUCUUUAGUGUACACUCUGUUUACAUUUUGCAAUUUUGACCACAAAUCCUCAGAAAAUGGACUCAAAACAGGACAAUAAAGUGAUUAUUUGUGUUCCGGGUCAGAGAUUGUGUGCUGCGGAUGAGAAUACAGUUGCUGGACAUGGGACUUAUGAGAGAGGAGGCUAUAUUUACACAGUUUUAACCGGAAGGGUUCAUAUUCGCAAGGAGAAAAUGACUCAGUUUAUUGAAGUCAAGCCACUGGGGAUGGAAACAAUCGUUCCAACUGUCGGAGAUGUCGUGACAGCCAAGAUAACCGUGGUAAAUCAGAGAUUUGCAAAAUGCUUGAUCUUCUGCGUUGGGCACAAAAUUCUCAAUAGAAACUACCGUGGAGUCCUGAAGAAAGAGGACAUCAGGGCAGCAGAAAGGGACAGCGUGGAAGUUCAAAAAUGCUUCCGUCCCGGAGACGUUAUCCUUGCCAGAGUGCUCCCACAGACAGAGCUGCAUCAUUAUCAGCUGACGACAGCAGAGAACGAACUUGGAGUAGUGAUGGCCAUCUCCAAAAAUGACUCAUCCGGAGUUCCAAUGGUUCCCAUCAGCUGGGAUGAGAUGCAAUGUCCAGAAACACUAAUCAAAGAACACAGAAAGGUAGCUCGGGUUGUUUCUGAAAAUAAUUGUCUCCCCUCAUUGUCCUAAAACAAAAAAAAAAUACAAAUAUUUUGGAUUGAUAAACC